AUGUUUCUGAAAACGCUCGUCCGAGCCGGCCUUGCACUAUUAGUUGGCGCAUCCAUAACUUGCGCUGUCUCUGUUGUGGAGGACGGUCUUGACACUUCAGAAGCAGGGCACAUCGAGAUUCGAUCUAAGAUUCACAAUGCAACUGGCAUUCGCUAUGUUAAGAACUCAGGCAUAUGUGAAACGACUCCAGGUGUUACGCAAAUUUCUGGUUACAUUGACGUUGGAACAAACAUGUCCAUGUGGUUUUGGUUCUUUGAGUCUAGAAACUCCCCUGAAACAGCCCCAUUUGCUCUAUGGUUGAAUGGCGGGCCUGGAUGUUCUUCUAUGAUUGGAUUGUUUCAAGAAAACGGGCCAUGCUUGGUGAAUGCCGAUCGUAAUUCGACCACUCUUAACCCCUACAGCUGGAAUACUAUCAGCAACAUUAUCUACAUCGACCAGCCAAUCGGAACCGGAUUUUCCUAUGGUACCGAUACAGUAAACAGCACAGAAGCCGCCGCGCCCUUUGUAUGGACUGCAUUCCAGGUUUUGUUUGAAAGCCAGCUAUUUUCGAAGUAUGCCAGCCGAGAAUUCAUAUUUGGCACAGAAAGCUAUGGUGGUCACUAUGGGCCCAGUUUUGUGACCUACUUUGAAGAGCAAAAUGCCUUAAUCGCUAGCAGGGCGAUUAAUGCCGUUCCAGUUGUUGUCAGCGCUCUGAUGAUCAACAAUGGCUGGUACGAUCCACUGAUUCAGAACAUCGCAUACCUAAACUUUGUGACCUAUGCCCCUGGCUAUGGACAACUCCAGCCAGAUGACGUACUCAAGAACAUUUCGGAUGCCCUCUACGGCCCCGAUGGUUGCGUAGCACAAGAGGAAGCCUGUUACGCUGCUGGAAAUUCCACCAGCUCAAACAAGAUUUGUCGGAAGGCUGAUAAUUACUGCAUCGACAAUGUCUUCGUCCCUGCCGCGGGCAAUUACGACAGCUAUGAUAUCCGUCAAAAUUCGUCCUCUUUAUUCCCCCCUGAAUACUACAUGCAUUAUUUGCGCAAGAAGCAUGUCAUGAAGAAGAUCGGUGCUCAGGUCAAAUACGAGGAAUGCCCAGAUGCACCCUAUCAGUUGUUUGUAAAGACAGGCGACGACGCUAGGACAUGGCUGCCCCAGCUAUCGGCUUUGGUGAACUCUGGGAUGAAGAUUUUGAUCUGGGCUGGAGAUACUGAUAUGAAUUGCAACUGGCUUGGGGGUCAUGCGUCAGUCCUAGCAAUGGAUUGGUAUGGCAAUGAGACGCUUCACAAUACCCCAUUCACCAAUAUGACGAUUAAUGGCACGCCUGUGGCUGCCGUGCAGAACGUCGACAACUUCUCCUUCGCACGGGUGUAUGAAGCUGGACACGAAGUGGCCGCCUUCCAGCCCCAAGCAGCUUUGGAGAUUUUCUCGCAAGUUGUUCGGGGGGAACAACUUCACUCCGUCUAAGGAAUAAAUCUAGGUGGCGCAUAUCGUGGCGGGGCAUGUUGGUCUGGCCAAAGUUGCCUUCUCGCGUUUUAGCAGGGGCAAACUCUCAUCCUAAGACCUUUAUCGAAGCGGAACCAAAUUUCGAAAUCUUGCCUACAUAACGACGCUUACCUAUCAAUGUAUUUAUGUAGGGAACUGUU
Messenger RNA from Suillus paluster, 1625 nucleotides. Its product is annotated as Alpha/Beta hydrolase protein. Gene Ontology annotation, biological process: proteolysis. Gene Ontology annotation, molecular function: serine-type carboxypeptidase activity. The coding region runs from base 1 to 1446 and encodes 481 amino acids. Lineage: Eukaryota; Fungi; Basidiomycota; Agaricomycetes; Boletales; Suillaceae. The transcript is spliced from 15 exons. Gene Ontology annotation, cellular component: fungal-type vacuole. The record is from RefSeq and is a predicted model, not a curated record.